UAUUAUUUGCUACCAGAGGUGUGUGACAAUCCACUAGUGUCCAGUCUACCACCGUCGUCCUUCAGAAGCUCCUCCCAGUUCUCCAACAGUCAUGGACCAGGCUUCGCUAAGCUCAACAAGAGAGAAGGUGCUGGUGGUUGGUCCCCUCUGGUCUCAGACAGGGAGCAAUGGUUGGAGAUUGACCUGGGAGAGCGGACCCAAGUCACUACUUUUGCUACACAGGGCCGCUACGGCAGUUCUGAUUGGCUGACAUCCUACCUGCUGAUGUUUAGCGACACAGGACACAACUGGAAACAAUACCGUCAGGAAGACAGUAUAGGGGUCUUUCCAGGUAACAGUAAUGCAGACAGUGUGGUGCAUUACAAGCUACAGCAGCCAGUGAUAGCGCGCUACCUCCGCCUGAUCCCUCUGGACUGGAAUCAAAAUGGACGAAUCGGACUCAGGCUGGAGACCUAUGGAUGUCCUUACAGCUCAGAUGUGGUGAGCUUUGAUGGAAGCAGCAGCCUGCUCUAUAGGAUGAGUCCCAGGCGGAGGCAGACGGCCAAAGACACCAUUUCUCUGAAGUUUAAAACCCUGAGGAAUUCUGGGAUACUUCUCCAUGCAGAGGGCCACAGAGAACACAGCCUGAUUCUGGAGUUAGAGAGAGGAAAGCUAUUCCUAGACCUCCGACAAGGUCAGAGGUUGUCUGCUGACAGUCAGCGUCUGGUCUCCCUCGGCAGCCUGCUGGAUGACCAGCACUGGCACUACAUAUCAGUGGAGCGCCUCAACACUCACCUCAACAUCACUGUGGACAGAAGCACACAGCAGGUGCAGGUCCCAGCAGGGCCUUCCCACUGGGACAUUGACCAGCUUAGCGUGGGAGCAGAGCAGAACCACAGGUCUUUGAGACCAGUGUCCUCCCAGAGUAACUUUCACGGCUGCCUGGAGAACCUGUUUUACAAUGGCCUCAAUCUGAUACACCUGGCUAAACAGAGGGAUCAUCGAGUUACCGUUGUGGGAAAUGUGACCUUUAUUUGUACUGAGCCACUCUCCAUUGCUGUGACCUUCACCAGUCCAAAGAGCUUUCUCCAGCUGCCGGGGACCACAGACCUGUCAUUGGGAGGGAUGUCAGUGGGACUCCACUUCCGAACGUGGAACAAAGCAGGGUUGUUGCUGACCUUUGACCUCCCAAAACAAGAGGGUGUGGUCUGGCUGUAUCUUAGUAAAGCCAGGCUCCAUUUACAUGUCCACAAGGAUGGCAGAGCCCCAGUGGAGCUCAGUACAGGUUCAGGUCUAAAUGACGGUCAGUGGCAUUCUGUGGAGCUGAGCUCUAGUCAAGGUCAUCUAUCCAUCACAGUGGAUGGAGAGGAAGGAGCCACCGCUCACGCUAGCCCAACUUUUCCCAUCAGCUUAGGAGGUUGCCUCAUUUUUGGUGGUUGUCCCACAAAAGACAGCAGUCAGGAGUGUAGGAACCCCUUCAGUGUCUUCCAGGGUUGCAUGCGUUUCCUGACCCUGGGCAGCCAACCUGUGGACUUGAUCAAGGUGCCUCAAAGGCUGCAAGGAAACUAUAACCAACUGCAGAUUGACAUGUGUGGCAUCAUUGACAGGUGCUCUCCUAAUCCCUGUGAACAUGGAGGGAGAUGUAGUCAGUCAUGGAGCACUUUCCACUGCAACUGCUCCGACAGCGGACACAGUGGGGCCACUUGUCACAGCUCAUUAUACGAGCAGUCCUGUGAGGCAUACAAACACAAAGGAAACAUGUCAGGACAUUAUUUCAUUGACCUGGAUGGCAGUGGACCAAUCAGACCUCAGCUUCUCUACUGUAACAUGACAGAGGAGAAGACAUGGAUGGUGAUCCAGCACAAUAACACAGAGCUUACGAGGGUACAGCCAGUGACUGGAAAAACUCAGCAUUCAGCCUACUUUGGUUACUCAUCUGAAGAGGAGCAGCUCGCUGCAAUCAUCAGCCAAUCAGAGGGUUGUGAACAGGAACUGGCCUACCACUGCAAGAUGUCCCGCAUUUUCAAUACACCAGAGGGCUCUCCUUUUAGCUGGUGGGUGGGAGGUCCUGGUUCUGGACAGGUCCAGACUUACUGGGGUGGGGUGCCCCCAGACAGCCAGCAGUGCACCUGUGGCCUUCAGGAGAACUGUCUGGACCCCAAACACCAUUGCAACUGUGAUGCUGAUCGCACUGAAUGGGCUAAUGACUCAGGAUUACUGUCCCAUAAAGAGACCCUCCCUGUCCGCUCUGUGGUGUUGGGGGACCUCAGCAGACCGGGGUCAGAGGUCGCCUACAUGGUUGGUCCUCUCCGUUGUCAUGGUGACAAGAACUUUUGGAACUCUGCAUUUUUCGACAAGGAGACUUCGUACCUCCACUUCCCCACUUUCCAUGGAGAGCUGAGUGCAGACAUCUCCUUCCUCUUCAAAACCACAGCCUCCUCUGGUGUCUUCCUGGAAAACCUAGGCAUCAAAGAUUUCAUCCGAAUAGAACUCAGCUCCUCGUCUGAGGUUCUCUUCUCCUUUGACGUGGGGAAUGGCCCCCUGGAGGUGCGCUUGGAGGCAGGCAUCCCGCUCAACAACAACAGGUGGCAUCGGGUGCAGGUGGAGCGGAACGUCAAGGAGGCAUCACUACGAGUCGAUGCGCUCCCCGCCGUCUCACAGGAGGCUCCCGCUGAUGGACACAUCCACCUGCAGCUCAACAGCCAGCUAUUCAUAGGAGGCACAGCGUCCAGACAGAAGGGCUUCAGGGGCUGCAUCCGCUCACUGCAGCUUAACGGGGUCACUCUGGACCUGGAGGAGAGAGCUAAGAUCACACCUGGGGUCCGGCCCGGCUGCCCAGGACACUGCAGCAGCUACGGCUCGCUCUGCCAGAAUCAGGGCCGCUGUGUGGAGAGGCCCCGUGGUUUCUCCUGUGAUUGUGGCCUGACAGCCUACUCUGGUGCCCUGUGUCAAAAAGAGGUAUCAGCCAUCUUUAAAUCUGGGACCUCAGUGCACUACAUUUUCCAGGAGCCCUUUGAUGUGGGCAGGAACAGCAGCACACCACCGACCUCCAUCUUCUCUGAUAUGACGCUGAGAGGCGAGAACAUUUCCCUGAACUUCAGGACCAGUCAGAGUCCAGUUCUCCUCCUCUACAUCACCUCCUAUUACAGAGAAUACCUUGCCCUGCUGGUCAACAAGUAUGACAAGCUGGAGUUGAGGUAUAAGCUGGAGAGCAGCAGGGAUGCUGAGGUGCUGAGGAGCGGAGUUAGAAACCUAGCCAAUGGACAGCUACACUCACUCACCAUCAGAAGACAAGCAAGAGCUGUUUCCAUCCAGCUUGACCAGAACGUAGAAGAGAAGUUCAAUCUGACAUCUGAUGUAGAUUUCAACGGCAUCAAUUCACUAGUUUUGGGCAAAGUGCAUGAAUCUGAUGUGUUGGAUCCAGAUGUGGCCCAAUUGGCCAGUUUGGGUUUCACUGGUUGUCUGUCAGCUGUCCGGUUUAACACCAUCAACCCUCUGAAAGCUGCUCUGCUCCACCCUGACACCAGUUCUGUCAUCAUCACUGGCCCAUUGGCCCAAUCCCACUGUGGCUCCUCCUCUCCAGCCAAUCCCUAUUCAUCAGAAACCACACAUCACCAAUCAGACAAGUCUGGUUCAAUGGGUACAGGUCAACCCUUAGUCAAUGCCAUCAGGAGUGACUCGGGUCUAAUUGGAGGUGUGAUAGCGGUGGUGAUAUUUGUGACUGUGUCUGCACUAGCGAUAAUGGCCAGAUUCCUGUACAGGAGGAAAGGGACGUUUCAGAGCCAGGAAGUAAUGACGGUCAAAGCAGACGACACCGCAGAGCUGCCUUUCAACAGCCAGGCUGGCUCACAGAAAGUUCUGAGUGAGAACCAGAAGGAGUAUUUCAUAUAG
This is a messenger RNA of Lampris incognitus (smalleye Pacific opah), 3870 nucleotides long. Its product is annotated as contactin-associated protein-like 5. Lineage: Eukaryota; Metazoa; Chordata; Actinopteri; Lampriformes; Lampridae. The transcript is spliced from 23 exons. The coding region runs from base 265 to 3870 and encodes 1201 amino acids. The record is from RefSeq and is a predicted model, not a curated record.